ACCACUGAUUCAAUCAAAUUUUAUUUAACAUUAGACUGUUAACAACUUGGUAUGGUUUUAAUUCAAAGAUGUCUUUGAAAACGUGUUUGAUUUUUCUUCUUCCAUUUGUUUCGUAUGCCCAAAUUCAAGAUACGAGCUACUUGUCGGUAGAUAUUCGUGUAGACAGAUUUAGCAUUGAGAUCGAAAAUACUCUGUCAGAACUCAUGAAAGAAAUUGAAAUUGAGAAACAAGAAGUUGAAAAAUUAGUUCAAGAAUACCAACCUGUCUGUGGUGACAAUAAAACGGACGUGGAUGAAUAUGAUAUUUCUAAUGAUGUUUGGAACUUAAACCAGAUAGCCAGCAGGUGUCAUGAAAGAGUAGAUCGACUAAGAAAACAAAUGAGAGGAACGGGUCUUUCCUUUCGGGCUGACGACAAAGCUCGAAUAGAGUCUGACUUAAAUGAAAUUAAAAACGCUUAUGAUGAGAUUAAAGGUGAUGUGUCUAAAACAGAAGAAAAUGGUAUUGAUGAAGAAAUAGAAAUAAUUAGACAACAUCAGUUUUAUUUUACCCACAUGGAUGAAAAUAAUCUCAAAUAUAUAUUGACAAAGUCACCAUGGAAACCAGUUCUAACUCGUCUAAGUAAUUCAAAAUUAAAGUUGAGGAUAUCCGGAUGUCAAAACUGGAUUACGAAGUGUUCUAUUCAAGACAUAGCGGCACUGGAGGAUGAAACUUUUGUGGUAACCUAUACGAAUUCGACCUAUGUUCGACGAUUUCAUUCUCGAGGGUUGCUUCUUUCUGAGUUUAAAUUUCCAUGGAAACUCGGUGGUAUAGCAACCCUCAACCAAAGUCACAUUAUUGUUGGUGUCCCAGAAAAAAAGUCCUUGAUGAUACUCGAAGUUCGUGAUGAAGGUUUCGUUGUAAAGAAUCAUAUUUUGAUGGAUGCUAAUUGCGGCAGUGACAUAGAUGUUACGGAUAAUGCGGUUAUUAUGAUCUGCACUGAUCCAAACACCAUCAGAAUAUACAACCAUAACUGGGAACCGGAAUUUGUGUUAAAAGACGCCCCAAAUACCUUAUUGAAACAAAUGCACCACCUGGAAGAAAACGGAUAUUUAGAUCAAAAUCGAACCACCCUAAAGUCUCCAAAAGGGGCUAUUUGGGAUGAGUAUAGAGGAGUUUGGUAUAUGGUAUCGACGGAUACCAACAAAGUUGAGCUUGUUAGAAACAACGGACUUGUUAAAAGAAAUCUAUUUUACGUCGGCAAACCAACUUCCAUUAUCUUGCUGCAAAGGCGACGUGAAUUGGUAAUUGGCACUAAAAGGGGGUUUAUUUACAUUGCAAAUAGUAAUUGAAUGGGAACAAACAUAAAAUAUGUUUUAUUGUAUUCCAAUAGGACCAAACAGUCUAAUCAUUUAUCAAAUGCUAAAUGUUCAGUAUAUGCCUACAGAAGGCCAAAUGAGACACAUUAAUGAUUUGUGUUUCUACAUUCCAGUCUGAACAUAAUUAUAUAUUCUCUAUACGAAAACAAUGUUUCAAAUGAUUGUCGUCUCUACAAUCUUAUGUCAAUAUUUCAUGUACAAAAUCAACAUUUUAAACAUGAAAUUGACCUUAUUGUUCAUUUUCGACGUUUAAUCGGUAACAUUUUUAAUUAUCAAGUAUUGAAAUUGAAAAACAAUUUCUUAAUUUCACAAGACAAAAAAAAAACCAGUAUAUAAGUUUUUUAAGGUAUUAAACAUUUUAAUUGAAUUUGAAGUCUUAUGAUUAUAUUUUCUACGUUUCAAAAAAUUGUACAACUUUCAUUCUUUAUACAACUUUCAUACAAACUGUAGUAGAUUAGAAAUAAAAGUAGACUUUCCAUGA
This is a messenger RNA of Patella vulgata (common limpet), 1836 nucleotides long. RefSeq lists its product as uncharacterized. The coding region runs from base 69 to 1328 and encodes 419 amino acids. The transcript has 3 exons. The record is from RefSeq and is a predicted model, not a curated record. NCBI's taxonomy places the organism in Eukaryota, Metazoa, Mollusca, Gastropoda, Patellidae.